CUGAUCGAUGACUUGGAGUAUCAAUUAGGAGAUUCAAAUCUCGAGUAUAUACGCGUUUCGGUCAAAAGGCGGCACGAAACUAGAGACUUUUGCUACAGCCGUCAUCAAGCAGCACAAUCACCAAUCACCGUGGUCUCCGAGUCUAGCCCCAACAUAUAACCCCAUUGCGAGCAUCGUUCGUGAGAACUAGGAGCCAUCGAAAGCUCGUAACACAAUUUGCCGUAUAUCAAUGAGGCCCUCAACACCACAGAGGUCUCUCAGGGCAAGGUCCAGGAUGGACUUGUCUAUGGAGAGACCAACGGACAUGUUGACCCCUCCGGUAGUUCCCAGGCGAGAGGCAAGCCUUGGCAGAGACGUAACAGUCAGGAAACCAGAAGCAAUGCACAAUGGGUGGUCUCCUGGGCAUCGGAGGACGUUGGCAGUGGACUUGGACUGGGGUAGUCCCCGCGCGGAACAAGGGAAGCGAUGGCCAUCAAUUGCAACGUGCCCCGGCGAGGCGGCAACCGGAGCCGGAUUCAAAAAUAGGUUUGCGAAUCAUUUUACGGCACUGAGAAGCCCGCGCUCGAUAGGCCCGGGCGUUUUGAGAGGCUUCGCAUCUUCAGUCGCCGACACCCGAGAUGAAGGUCACGAAGCAGAGAAGAGAGAGGCAUUUAGAAGAAACUCUCCCCGCGGCCAGGGAAGAAAGCCAUCCAGCCGUUGGAGUUGGACGAGUUGGUGGUCUUGAGAGGGCUCGCAGUUUGUAACUUGUUCGGCUUUGGUUCAGAUGGGUAAUAUACACAAACGCGCACACGCGCCUCGGGGAGUAUUAGAUUUAGAAGCACCCGAACUACGAUUCGCAUGGUGU
Molecule: messenger RNA, 844 nt
Organism: Colletotrichum acutatum
Lineage: Eukaryota; Fungi; Ascomycota; Sordariomycetes; Glomerellales; Glomerellaceae
Exons: 2
Coding region: 230-724 (164 amino acids)
Source: RefSeq, a predicted model, not a curated record